AUGGUGCCCAUCAUUUGUCUGAGCUCCAUUUUGCUUCAUUUUACUGUUUCCAUGGCUUCAGAACCGCAGUAUCUCCUAUGGGUGUCCCCUGUGAUUCGAAGUCAUUCUACAGAAAAAGCCUGUCUUCACCUUCUACACCUUAAUGAAUCCGUCUCCUUGAGCGUUGUCUUAGAAUACGAUGGGUUCAACACCACUAUCUUUGAUCAGUCAGUGAAAGAGGAUCACUUCUAUGCUUGUGCAGAUUUCAAGGUUUCUCAAAAGUCUUCUGCACAGUUGUCUUUUUUGACCUUGUUGGUGAAGGGAAAGACUCUUCAAAUCUUUGAGAGGAGAUCUGUAGCACUUGUUUCAGAAGAAACAGUAACCUUUGUGCAAACUGACAAACCCAUUUAUAAAUCUGGAGAGAAUGUUCAAAUUCGCAUAGUGACUCUGGAUACCAAAUUCAAACCUAUUGAUGAAUUGUACCCUGUCAUCAUACUUCAGGAUCCUCAAAGCAAUAAGAUUUUUGAAUGGCAAGAUGUGGCUUCCUUUCAAAAUAUUACCCAACUUUCAUUCCAACUGACUUCAGAACCAAUGUUUGGAGAUUAUUCAAUUGUUGUACAAAGAAAAUCAGGGAAGACAACGACACACCAAUUUGCUGUUAAUAAGUACAUGUUGCCCAAGUUUGAAGUUAAGGUCAGUGCGCCUCAAACUAUAACUGUUUCAGACGAUGAAUUCCAAGUGACUGCAUGUGCUAAGUACACCUAUGGCCAACCGGUGCAGGGGAAAGCCCAAAUCCGGGUGUGCAGAAAGUUUUUUUCCUCUUGGAACUGUGACAAAGACAACGAGAUAUGUGAGCAACUAACUGCUCAGUUGAGAAAUGGUUGUAAUACUCAAGUUGUAGAUACAAAAGUCUUCCAACUCUACCGCUCCGGAUUGCUCAUGACCUUUGACAUCACUGUGACUGUUACAGAAAGCGGGACAGGUGUGCAGAUCAGUGAAAAAGCUUCCACUGCUCUCACUCCAUUGCUCGGGAGAGUAGACUUUGAGAACAUGGACCCUUUCUACAGAAGAGGAAUUUCUUAUUUUGGAACUCUUAAAUUUUCCAGUCCUGCUAAUGUACCAAUGGUGAACAAGGUAUUGCAACUGGAGCUCAAUGACAAAUUUCUAGGAAAUUAUACCACAGACAAGAAUGGCGAAGCUCAGUUUUCUAUUGAUACUUCAGGCCUAUUCGACCCGGAGUUAAACCUGAAAGCGACAUAUGUUCAUCCUAAGAGCUGUCAUCCUUUGGACUGGCUGGCACCUGAGUAUGCAGAUGCUCGGUUCUCAGUCCCACGCUUUUACUCGCGAACCAACAGCUUCCUGAAGAUUGUUCAUGAACCCAAGCAGCUUAGAUGCAAUCAACAGAAGGUUGUAACCGUGCACUACUCCCUGAACGGUGAUGCAUACAGGGAUGGUGCAAAUAUACACUUCUUCUAUCUGAUGAUGGUAAAAGGAGCUAUCUUUCUUAGUGGAAAAAAUGAAAUCAGAAACAAAGCCAGGAAUGGAAGCUUCUCAUUUCCAAUCAACAUCAGUGCCGAUCUGGCUCCUGUGGCUGAUAUGCUUGUCUACACCAUCCACCCCAGUGGGGAGAUUGUGGCUGACAGCGUCAAAUUCCAAGUUGAAAAGUGCUUUAAAAACAAGGUCAGCAUAAAGUUCUCUAAAGAGCAGGGUCUACCUGGCUCCAAUAUUAGUCUCUAUCUUCAAGCAGCCCCUGAUUCGUUCUGCGCCCUCCAGGCUGUGGAUAAAAGUGUUCUUCUCCUGAAACCCGAACAAGACCUGUCACCAGAAACUGUGUAUCACUUGCUUUCAACUAUAGAACCAUAUGUUUAUGCCUAUGUUGGUCUCAACCUUGAUGAUGGCAAAGCAGACCCUUGCAUCCCUCAGACAGACAUGUUUUACAAUGGUUUGUAUUAUAUACCCAUAAGCAACUAUGUGGAUGGAGAUAUCGAUUUUAUUGUCAAGAACAUGGGUCUGAAAGUCUUUACCAAUCUUCAUUACCGGAAACCAACAGUAUGUUCAACAGAGGGAAAGGUGCCAUUCCUAAGACCACUUUACGCAGAAGCAGGGAGCUAUGAGGUGAUGUAUAGUGCCACAUCAAGGAGUGCAACUGAUGGCAUCACCACAACUAAACAGGCUAUGUUUGCAGAACAGGCUAUAGUGGAAACAGUGAGAACAAAGUUUCCAGAGACUUGGCUAUGGAACCUGAUUAGGGUCAAUUCCUCGGGCUCAACCACUCUUACAUUCUCCACCCCUGAUACUCUAACACAAUGGAAGGCAACUGGCUUCUGUGUGAAUGGUGAUUAUGGAUUUGGCGUCUCAUCAACAGCUACCCUAGAAGUCUUUCAACCCUUCUUUGUUGAAAUGACCUUACCCUUUUCGGUAGUUCGAAAUGAACGAUCUGAUCUGAUUGUCAGUGUCUUCAGCUAUCUGAAUACAUGUGUAGAGAUUUCUGUUCAGCUGGAAAGCUCUCAGAAUUUUGAGGCAAAUAUCAGCACCUCUAAAAACAACAGGGAAGUCAUCCAAGCUGGAGAGAAGAAAACAUAUGUUUGGACUCUUUUACCUAAGAAACUGGGAAGAGUGAAUAUUACGGUAACUGCAGAAUCCAAACAGAGCAGCGCUUGCCCACUUAAAGCAAAUGAGCAGCAAAACCUAAACUGGAAAGAUACUCUGGUCAGGAGUUUGUUGGUAAAGUCUGAAGGUAUUGAAAAAGAAGUGACUCAAAGUUUCCUUAUCUGUGCAAAAGGGAACAAAGUCUCCAAGAAAAUCAUUUUGGACUUGCCAAAAAAUGUAGUAGAAGGGUCAGCCAGGGGCUCUUUCACUGUUGUGGGGGAUAUUCUAGGACUUGCAAUGCAAAAUCUAAAGAAUCUUCUCCAAGUGCCCAGUGGAUACACUAUAUCAGCAGGAGAGGAAAAUAUUGUUCGACUUGCAUCUGAUGCCUAUCUCUUUGACUAUCUGAAAUCGACUCAACAAUUGACAGAGGAAGUUAAAUCUAAGAUUUUCUUUUCCUUUUCUAGUGGUUAUCAAAAGCAACUGUCUUUCAAAAACUCUGAUGGAUCAUAUAGAGUGUUUUGGCUGAGGAAUGAUGAAGGAAGCACAUGGCUCAGUGCUCUUACUUUUAAGACAUUAGAAGAAAUAAAGAAACAUGUUUUCAUCGAUGAACAAAUUCAAAAGCAGACUUUACUCUGGCUUUCAAGCAAACAGAAAAGCGACGGUUGCUUUAAAAGUGAUGGCAAGCUUUUCAGCAAUGCCUGGGAGGGUGGAAAAGAAGAGGAUGUUUCACUCACUGCCUAUGUGGUUGGAGCAUUUCUUGAAGCUGGGCUCACUUUCACUUUUCCAGCUCUACGAAAUGGAUUCUUUUGCCUGGAGGAAGCUUUGAAAAAUGGGGUCACCAAUAGCUACACACGUGCAAUUCUAGCUUAUGCUUUUGCAUUAGCUGGAAAAGAAAAGCAAGUGGAAUCUUUACUUCAGAUCCUGGAUCAAUCUGCUACAAAAACAAAUAAUGUGAUAUACUGGGGAAGAACAAAGAAACCUAAGACCAAAAUACCCCCAGCCUUUAUUCCCUGGAUACCUUCUGCUGAGACAGAGAAGACUUGCUACGUGCUCUUGGCUGUCAUUUCCAGGAAAAAUCCCAACCUCACCUAUGCUAGCAAGAUUGUGCAAUGGCUUGCCCAACAGCUGAAUUCCCAAGGAACCUUUUCAUCCAACCAGGGCAACGCUGUCUGUCUUCUCGCCAUUAGCCGCUACGUGAAGAUAACCUUCUCCAAUGGUCAAAACAAGGUUACCAUUAGAAGCGAAAAAUCCAAACAGAUUUUCCAGGUUAACAGUGACAACCGCUUAUUGGUCCAAAGCUCAGAGCUUACAAAAACACGUGGACAAUACACAGUAGAGGUGGAAGGACAAGGCUGUACAUUUACCCAGGCUACUCUGAGGUAUAACGUGCCCCUCCCUAAGGAGGCAUCUGGAUUUUCCCUUGCCAUGGAAAUGAUAAAGAAGAACUCCUCAGAUAAAUUGCAGAAUUAUUUUGAUCUGACAGUAACCCUUAAGUAUACUGGAAUUCACAAUAACUCCAAUAUGGUCCUUGUUGAUGUAAAAAUGCUAUCAGGCUUUACUCCAAUCAUUUCAUCCAUUGAGGAGCUUGAAAAUAAUGGCCAUGUGACAAAGACUGAAGUCAAGAACGACCAUGUUCUUUUCUACUUGGAAAAUGUUUUUGGUAAGGCACAGCGUUUUACUUUCUCUGUUGAGCAAAGCAACUUUGUAUCCAACAUUCAGCCAGCAUCAGUUCUGAUCUACAAUUAUUAUGAUAAAGAUGAAUAUGCCCUUGUUUCUUACACCAUCAAGAGUGUUGCAGUUUCCCAAUGAUACAAAAAACAAAACACAGGAAACGGUGCAAAGCUGUUUACUUUGAACAAACUCAUUCUGUAUCAAAUCUAUAAGAAAGCUAUGCCAUGAGCCAUCUCAC
Condylura cristata (star-nosed mole) is the source of this 4477-nucleotide messenger RNA. RefSeq names its product ovostatin homolog 2-like. The transcript has 36 exons. Gene Ontology annotation, cellular component: extracellular region. Bases 1 to 4377 code for a protein of 1458 amino acids. The record is from RefSeq and is a predicted model, not a curated record. NCBI's taxonomy places the organism in Eukaryota, Metazoa, Chordata, Mammalia, Eulipotyphla, Talpidae. Gene Ontology annotation, molecular function: endopeptidase inhibitor activity.